Megalopta genalis is the source of this 3545-nucleotide messenger RNA. Its product is annotated as protein FAN. The record is from RefSeq and is a predicted model, not a curated record. Gene Ontology annotation, molecular function: protein binding. NCBI's taxonomy places the organism in Eukaryota, Metazoa, Arthropoda, Insecta, Hymenoptera, Halictidae.
UGACUGGCACUUAAGAACAAAAGUUAUUGUCGUGACUCUGAUUAUGAUCUAAGACCUAAGGUUUGAAUGGAAUCAGUUGAGGCAAAUAUUUUUCUGUCACAACAUUGCCAGUAAUGCAUUCCCUUAGUUAGAGAUUUUAGAUUCUCGAGGAAGCGGCUCUUUUUUAAAAUAGUGCACAUAUUAAAAAGUCCUUGAUCAAAAGAAUACAUAAAUUAAACAAUAAAAGUCUGGUGUUUUCUCAAUACAUAUGUAGUAUACAUCAUUCAUGUAACAUUUCUUUGAAUAGACAGAGGCCCACAUACAUUACAAUGUUCUGUAACACACACGUAUGUUCGUAUGCUUAUUUAUACGUAUGUGAUGAUUCAUUCUGUUAUUAACCUACAAUCAAAUGUGCGUUCCACCGACCGUAUUACACUGAAAAAUGAUCACGUAAACUGGAAUAUUAAAUGACAGUGUCCAUCUAAAGUCACGUGUAAUGCUGAUGAUCAAUUCUAAUGUACAUUUAAUUUCGGAAGAAUGGAAAAAGAAAGGUUCACAAUGCUCCUUUUGGAGCCGGGAGAAAUAUUUUUUGAAGAUUAUAGCGUUCAAAUGAAAGCGCUCGAUGUUUCUACCUCAGAAGAACAGAAAUGGAUAGAUGGGAGAUUGAAAUUAUGUUCAAAAUCAUUAGUAUUUGUAACUAAGGAUAUCAAUCAGCCUUUGAUAAAAGUACAACUCAGAGAAGCAAUAGAUAUCGAUGAAUGUGAGUCUGUUGACACCACGUUGAAUAACCUAUUGUCAGUGAAUUGUAAGCAAUAUGUAGAAAUGUUGGAGAAAAAUAUUUUGGCUCCGUACAAAUUUAUCCAUAAACAAGCCACUUUGUAUUUUCACUUUAAUUAUGCAAAAAUAGAAGACUGUCUCCCACAAAUUUUACAAUUGUUUAGAGCAGCAACAUUGCCAACAGCCGAACAGAACGCUAUGAUUAUGGCUAUUGUACAUUCUAGACAAUCAAGGGUGUCGUUUGAUACAUCUUGGUUGGAGGAUCUGUAUGAACAAGUUGUGUUAGAAACUCAAGCAAGUAAAGUAUUACCGCUCGUCAUAAAUCCAGGAAGGAUAUUGUUAACAACUUCUAGAAUAUAUUUCCAGCCUUAUAAUAAUUUGGAUCAGCAUCCGGUUUUAAAAAUACAACUGAAAGAGAUUAUUAAUGUUAUAAAGAGAAGAUUUCUUUUAAGACAAGUUGGGCUCGAAAUUAAUUGGACAAAGCAGCCAGAGAAUAAAACGGAGCACCUCUUCAUAUCAUUGAACAAUCAACACGAUAGAGAUGAACUUUAUAAGAGUCUAUUAAAUCAACCAGCAGUGUCUUUGGAAAGAAUACCUCAAGAUCAAAUGACCAUGAGAUGGCAAAGCGGUUCUUUAUCAAAUUACGAUUACCUCCUGUACAUUAAUAGUUUGGCAGAUAGAACUUUUCAUGAUUUGACUCAGUAUCCAAUAAUGCCAUGGAUAAUACAAGACUAUACAUCUUCUACGUUAGAAUUAAAUGAUCCUAACGUGUACAGAGAUCUUUCAAAACCUAUUGGAGCACUUGAAUCCGACAGAUUAGAAAGACUGAAGGAACGAUAUGCAGAAAUGUCGGAACCAAAAUUUUUGUAUGGUUCGCAUUACAGUGCCCCCGGAUUUGUAUUAUUUUAUUUAGUACGAAAAUAUCCUCAGUAUAUGUUGUGUCUACAAAAUGGCAGAUUCGACCAUCCAGAUAGAAUGUUCAACAGUGUAGCUGACGUAUGGAAAAAUGUUUUGGUGAACAUGUCUGACUUUAAAGAACUGGUUCCGGAAUUUUAUGAUACAAACAGUGCUGGUGAUUUUUUAGUGAAUAGUUAUAGUAUCGAUUUCGGUUACCGACACAAUGGUACAAAAAUUGGAGAUGUACAAUUACCACCAUGGGCGAAAGGACCAACACAUUUUAUACAAGUAUUAAGAGAUGCUCUAGAAAGUGACUACGUGUCUCGUAAUCUUCAUCAGUGGAUUGAUUUAAUAUUUGGAUACAAACAAAGGGGAAUAGAAGCUGUGAAAGCCGACAACGUAUUUUUUCAUUUAUGCUACGAGGGAGCUAUAGAUUUAGAUACCAUUCGAGAUGCUAACGACAGACACGGUAUAGAAGUACAAAUAAUGGAGUUUGGACAAAUACCAAAACAAAUAUUCACGUUACCUCACCCUAAACGCUCUGUUCCAUUCAUGGAGACAUUGUACAGCGAAACUGCUUUGCUGUCAUUAAAAUGUGGAUCGGAAAAUGUAAAUGUCGGUGAAAAAGUAUUUGAAUUAUCCGAAUUAAUGACAUUUCAAUCGCAUAAAGAAAGCGUAAGCUGUUUGUUAGUGAUGAAUACAGGAAAAAUGGACGAAGUGGUGUCUGUGGGACAAGAUGGAACAUUGAAAUUUUUCAGUACUGAAACGAAAAAAUUAACACGUAGCGUAGCUCUGUCGAUGCUACCACUUUCUUCUUGCAUAUCGUACUGCACGACUUCCCAUGACAAUAUAUUAGUUGUUGGUUCCUGGGAUAAUUCAUUAAUAUUUUAUGACGUCGAAUUCGGCAGAGUUAUAGACAUACUUCAAGGUCACGAAGAUGCUGUUUCCUGUUUAGCAAUAAGUACUUCUCGUCAGAUUAUUAUAUCUAGUUCAUGGGACUGUACAGCGAAAGUUUGGCGAACUUAUGUUUCCGGGAAGAAAAUUAAACCAGCAGAUUAUCUUAUUGCUCAAUUAGAUCAUGACUCCAAAGUGACUUGCAUCAAUAUAUCCAGGGAUGAGACGUUAUUAAUAUCUGGCACGGAAGAUGGAGAAAUUUUUUUGUGGAAUCUAGACACUUAUAAUCUGCAACUUACUGUGAAAGGACAUUCUGGCAGAAUAAAUGCAAUGACGUUUGAUCCAGAAGGCAAAAGCAUUAUAUCGUGUGCAGAAGACAAAGCAUUGAAUAUAAUCGAUAUUUUAACAAGUACACAGAUUUAUCGUACAACUAUAGAACACGAACCAUUAACAUUGUCAUGGUUCAGAAUCUUUUUAUUGAUAGGAGACAGCAAUGGAAAUAUUAAUGUGUGGCACCGUGCAGAUGCAGUUUUCGUUUCGCAAAUACACUGUCAUGAUGGGCCAAUUUACGCAUUGUCCGUGUCCGCAGAAAAUAAUGUUAUUUUAACUGGUGGUAAGGAUAGAAAAAUAAUUGUGUGGGAAUGCAAAAAAUUAUGAUUUUCCUUGUAACAUCGCGGAUGAAAAAAUUUGUUUAUAAAGUCGAUUGUGAGAACAGUAUACAGAGAAUUUUUAACGUAAGAACAAUAUAACAGGCAAACUAAUUGCAUUUUAUCGUGCAACACUCGUUUGAUAAUUUGUUACAAUGUUUGUUGAUAGUCUCUAAAUAUAUAUGGUCGUACGAGUUUACAAGAUUCUAGGCUUUAUUUUAUACUGCGACGUAUUCUUAACGAUUUGUUAAAAUAAUUUGUCGAAUGUGUUCCAUUUAAUAUGCUGCUUUUUUUUUGUAAAUCGUGCAUUUGGUCAUAAAUAUUAUUCUACAAUAAACUGGUACACAGUAA